This is a messenger RNA of Cheilinus undulatus (humphead wrasse), 889 nucleotides long. It is a transcript of the gene gchfr, whose product is annotated as GTP cyclohydrolase I feedback regulator. Bases 147 to 404 code for a protein of 85 amino acids. Gene Ontology annotation, biological process: negative regulation of biosynthetic process. NCBI's taxonomy places the organism in Eukaryota, Metazoa, Chordata, Actinopteri, Labriformes, Labridae. Gene Ontology annotation, molecular function: GTP cyclohydrolase binding. The record is from RefSeq and is a predicted model, not a curated record. Gene Ontology annotation, cellular component: nucleus; cytoplasm. The transcript is spliced from 3 exons.
UUGGUCCGCCGUGGUGGGUGUUUCCGCAUUCCGCGCGGAGCUGUCAGCAAGAAGCGCGAGUUGGAAGAGGGGAGCUGUCGCGUCUGAGAGGAAACCUCCUCGGUCAUUCCCAGAGGAAUAGCGGGGCUGUCGCCAGGGGAGCAGGGAUGCCUUACAUGUUCAUCAGUACGCAGAUCCGGCUGAACGGUCCAACUAAUGUGGGAGAUGAAUACUCUGAUCCAGCUGUCAUGAAUUACCUGGGAGCGAGGAAAACAACCAUGCUGGGGAACAACUUUUCUGAGUACCAUGUGGACGACCCUCCACGCAUGGUGUUGGACAAGCUGGAGAAGAUCGGCUUCCGCAUGCUGGCGAUGACGGGGGUGGGACAGACACUGGUGUGGUGCCUCCACAAAGAGGUCGAGUGAUGGGUCCUGAGGUGAAUGUCGACUGCAUUAAAAUACCUCCAGAGGCCAUGAAGAAGAUAAAUAAAUUGUGAUUAUAAACUUAGUUUAAUCUUUGGUUUUCUGAUCUUUCCUUGAUGACAAAAAUCAGCAUGUCAUCAACAGCAAGUUAAGUUCUAUGGUUGAGAUUAUCCCAUAUUUGAGGUUUCAGAUUACUCUGAGCAGCUUCAGGGAAUACCAGACUUCAUUCCGGAGAUUUUCCUGACACUUUGCAGAUAUUGCUUGCUGUUUACUUUCAGGACAAUUGUGGGGAAUUAGGGCCAGUUUUUCUAAUAAUCAAUCAGUGGUAGAAUUUAAUGAAAAGCAUGAAUGUAUAUAAAGCCUCACCCAGUUCCCCCUGUUUUCUGUCUGAGUAAAUAAACCACUAUGUUUGGUAAGUUUGUACUUACAGCUCCGAAGAUGUUUUUUUAAGUGUAUCAUAUGCUUAUGAUUAAAUGAUGUAAUGAUGA